Molecule: messenger RNA, 225 nt
Organism: Paracoccidioides lutzii Pb01
Exons: 1
Coding region: 1-225 (74 amino acids)
Source: RefSeq, a predicted model, not a curated record
AUGAAGACCGGGAUGAGGAGACGAGGCGGAGAGGUAACUUUUAGAGAAUGUGAACAUGACGCAAACAAGGCUACAAAUCCCCUCCUCUCGGAAAUCGGGACAGUCGACACUCUAUCCCUAGAAAAUCUGGAGAAAGCCAUCAUCAGACCCAUCCAUUCGUUCCAGGCACGGCAGGUAAACGACCUUGACUCUGGAAUAAGCCUGGCGCGCUUCGACCGCAGCUAA